UUUUAUUGAUCACAAGAUUCCACUCAUGUGUUUCCACAGCUGGCCUGCACUGUCAUGGCUGGGCUUCUCCACUUCCUAGUUGUUGCAAGCUUUGUGUGGAUGUCACUGGAGGCCCUGCAGCUCUACCUGCUGGUCAGAAGGCUGAACAAGGUGCAGGUCAUCCAGAGAGAUGGCCUCCCCAGGCUGCUUCUCUACCUGAUUGGCUAUGGCGUUCCAUUUGUGAUUGUGGGUGUUUCUGCACUGGUGUAUUCUGAUGGAUAUGGUGCUACUAAGGCAGGGGUGUGCUGGCUGUCACAAGAACGUAACUUCAACUGGGCUUUAACAGGGCCAGUCAUUACAGUCCUUGCUCUCAACUGCAUCUUGUUCCUUGCUACUCUGUGGAGUCUGAGACCCACCUUGGCCAGCAUGAAGAGUGAUGUCUCUCAGUCCAAAGAUACAAGGUUGAUUGUGUUCAAGAUCCUUGCCCAGUUUGUCAUACUGGGUUGUACCUGGAUUCUGGGCUUCUACCAGACAAAUCUUUUCUUUCAGGUCCUUUUCAUAGUCCUUAACUCCCAGCAGGGCACCUUCCUCUACAUCGUCCACUGCCUCCUCAAUAAGGAGGUUAGAGAGGAAUACAUCAAAUGGCUGACCUGUUCUUUCAAUAAGCCCAAAGAAAGAGGAUCUGUGGAAGUGUCAGGUGUUGGAGGACCGGCAAAACCGAGCACUGUGAAUAGCAAAGGAGAUGGGGAGACCGGCAGUGUCAUCCUGGGCCUCUCAGACCGCCUAGUUUCUGCAAUGAUUUCUCCAACUGAGAAACAAACCAAAAAAGUAAUGCAGACUUCAACAGUGGAUUUGAGCCUACUGGCCAUUGGUCCAGGGAGUCAUGAAAAAAAGAGAGUACCUCUCUCCACCAAAGGACAAGCCAUGGACAUCAACUUGCAGGCUCUAGCCAAUGCCAACAAUGGUUCAGCCGCAGCUGCUCUCAUGACACUGACUGGGAUGGAGAUUCUUCUUAGUCAUCAAUACUUUGAAACAGAGAACAGGACUGAGAUGUACUCGGAUGUUUUCACAGUAGUAUUACCGUCAGUAAACAACACUAACCUCACUGAGCCUGUCAACUUUACCAUCCAACAUAAGAAGAAAGUACCUGAAUCUGGAAUAGUGACUUGUGUGUUCUGGGAAGACAAAGGCAAUAACCGAGAAGAUCAACAAGAAAAUGAGGGAGGAAAAGAGGGUGAGACUAUGCGUUGGUCAGUAGAGGGCUGUUGGGUUGCAUACUCUGAUGAAAACUACACAGUGUGCAGCUGUUCUCACCUUUCUACCUUUGCCCUCAUCAUGCAGAUUGGGGAGCCUCCACCAGAGAAUCCUUUCUUAGACUGGCUGAACCGGAUGUGUGUGAUGGUUGGACUAUUCUUCUUUGCGUUAGCUGUCUUCACCUUCCUCCUGUGUAGCUGGAACCCCAAGAUCAACCACACAGCCCGUCUUCACCUCUGUCUCAGCCUGGGCUUAUCUCAUCUACUGCUGCUGUGGAACGACAGAUAUCUUGAACAUGAGCUGGCCUGCACUGUCAUGGCUGGGCUUCUCCACUUCCUAGUUGUUGCAAGCUUUGUGUGGAUGUCACUGGAGGCCCUGCAGCUCUAUCUGUUGGUCAGAAGGUUGAAUAAGGUGCAGGUCAUCCAGAGAGAUGGCCUCCCAAGGCUGCUUCUCUACUUGAUUGGCUAUGGCGUUCCAUUUGUGAUUGUGGGUAUUUCUGCGCUGGUGUAUUCUGAUGGAUAUGGUGCUACUGAGGCAGGAGUUCUGAGACCCACCUUGGCCAACAUGAAAAGUGAUGUUUCUCAAUCCAAAGACACCAGGUUGAUUGUGUUCAAGAUCCUUGCCCAGUUUGUCAUACUGGGUUGUACCUGGAUUCUGGGCUUCUAUCAGACAAAUCUUUUCUUUCAGGUCCUUUUCAUAGUCCUUAACUCCCAGCAGGGCACCUUCCUCUUCAUUGUCCACUGCCUCCUCAAUAAGGAGAAAGAUGCACCAUCAGUCUCUGAGGACUUGGACAAACCGGAGGAAGAUUCAGAUAAAAGAAAGAAGGAUGAUGAGUCCUGA
Lates calcarifer (barramundi perch) is the source of this 2073-nucleotide messenger RNA. RefSeq names its product adhesion G protein-coupled receptor E2-like. The coding region runs from base 55 to 2073 and encodes 672 amino acids. The transcript has 14 exons. Gene Ontology annotation, biological process: cell surface receptor signaling pathway; adenylate cyclase-activating G protein-coupled receptor signaling pathway. Lineage: Eukaryota; Metazoa; Chordata; Actinopteri; Centropomidae. Gene Ontology annotation, cellular component: membrane. The record is from RefSeq and is a predicted model, not a curated record. Gene Ontology annotation, molecular function: G protein-coupled receptor activity.